UCGCGUCGGAAGGCAAUGACAGCCAAUGAAGAAGCCGAGUAUUACGUCACUGACCUUUGCCCUGCCGCCGCGAGGGCGCGCGGGAAAUCCUCGUGUCCCAGGACGGCUCCAGGGCGUAAGGACCAUGGCUACCUCCUCGGUGUCCAAGAGGACUAUUUUAGCAAAGGGAAAAAUGAGUCUGGAGAUAGUAAGCUUCGAUUCGAAACUUACCAUCUGCUGUGGCAGGAGAUGAAAUCUGAAACUGAACGACUACAGGAAGAAUUAAAUAAAAACCUGUUUGACAGUCUAAUUGAAUUUCUUCGCAAGUGUCAUUCUGGAUUCCACAAUUCAAGUCACUGGGGCUACCAAAUAAAACUCAGAGAAAUUCCAACUGCUGCCCUCAUUCUUGGUGUGAAUGUCACAGAUCAUGAUUUAAUAUUCAGAAGUCUAACAGAAGCCAUUCAGAAUAAUGUUACACCAUAUGUAGUCCCAUUGAAAGCUAAAGAUUGUCCAGAUAUAAAACAUCUUUUGCAAAAGUUUGUCACACAGUUGACAAACUGCUGUGGAGAUGUAAAAUCCAAAGACAGUGUUCAGGUCACACAGAAGACAUCUUGUUCCAUGGACUCACUUACCACUUGGUAUAAGACUGUCACAAAGAAGACAGGUCCAAAAAUGCCAAGCAAAAAGAGGAUUACUUCUAGCCAAUGGCAGCCUCCUCCUGUUGUACUUAUCUUAAAGGAUAUGGAAAGCUUCUCCACAAAAGUACUCCAAGACUUCAUAAUUAUCAGCAGUCAACAUCUUCAUGAAUUUCCCCUAAUACUUAUUUUUGGAAUUGCCACAUCUCCUAUUAUCAUCCACCGAUUGCUUCCUCAUGCAGUGUCAUCUUUAUUGUGUAUAGAGCUGUUCCAGUCUUUGUCUUGCAAGGAGCACCUGACUACCAUACUUGAUAAGCUACUGCUUACAACUCAGUUUCCCUUUAAAAUAAGUGAAAAAGUUUUACAGGUUCUGACCAACAUCUUUUUGUAUCAUGAUUUCUCAAUUCAAAAUUUUAUAAAAGGACUUCAGCUUUCUCUAUUAGAGCAUUUUUAUUCUCAGCCCCUAAGUGUUCUGUGUUGCAAUCUCCCUGAAGCCAAGAGAAGAAUAAAUUUUUUAUCAAUUAGUCAAUGUGAAGACAUUCGACGCCUUCCAUCAUUUAGGAGGUACGUGGAAAAGCAAGCUUCAGAAAAGCAAGUUGCACUUUUGACCAAUGAGAGAUUUUUGAAGGUGGAAACUCAAUCAUUACUAGAAAAUUUGCAUGUUUACCAUUUGAAUUACUUUCUGGUUCUGAGAUGUCUUCAUAAUUUUACCUCUUCUCUUCCCAAGUAUCCACUGGGUCGACAGAUCAGAGAGUUGUACUGUGCAUGUUUAGAAAAGAACAUAUGGGAUUCAGAAGACUAUGGAUCGGCCUUGCAGUUGCUGAGAAUGUUGGCAAAGGAUGAACUGAUGACCAUACUAAAGAAAUGUUUCAAGGUUUUUAAUUCCUCUUCUGAAACACAGCUUGGCAGUACAGCAAAGAAAAUAGAAGAGUUCCUGGCUGAGUUUCAGAACCUUGAUGAAGCCAAAGAGGAAGAAGACGCUUCUGGGUCACAGUCAAAGGGGCUUCAGAAGACAGACCUCUAUCAUCUUCAGAAGUCCUUACUGGAAAUGAGAGAGUUGAGAAGAACAAGUAAGAAGCAAAGCAAGUUUGAAAUACUCAGAGAAAAAGUUGUGAACUUCAUUGACUGUCUGGUGAGGGAAUAUCUUCUGCCUCCUGAGACCCAGCCUCUCCAUGAGGUGCUGUACUUCAGCGCAGCCCACACCCUUAGGGAGCACCUGAAUGCCGCUCCCAGAAUCGCCCUCCACACAGCACUCAACAACCCCUACUACUAUCUAAAGAAUGAAGCCCUGAAGAGUGAAGAAGGCUGCAUUCCAAAUAUCGCCCCUGAUAUCUGCAUAGCAUACAAACUGCACCUGGAGUGUAGCAGGCUAAUCAACCUCGUGGACUGGUCAGAGGCUUUUGCAACAGUCGUGACAGCUGCUGACCAAAUGGAUGGGAAUGCUACCACCUCAGAAGAAAAGAAUGAAAUUAUCCAUGCUAGGUUUAUUAGAGCUGUUUCUGAACUAGAACAUUUAGGCUUCAUUAGACCUACAAAACAGAAGACUGACCAUGUGGCAAGGCUAACGUGGGGCGGCUGCUAAGGAAUGGUGAUCCAAGUAUCACAUUUGACUCAAGAGCAAAAGGAGACCAUUCAUGCAAUCCACCAAAGGACUCCUGGUGAGGUGAGACGUGUGAUCACCAGAAAGUACACUGCUAACCCCAAACAGGUGGAUAUUACAACAUCUAUGGUAUACUUUAGAAUACAGGAAAUAAAAUAGCAAACUUAUAGUAUGACUAAAAC
Perognathus longimembris pacificus (Pacific pocket mouse) is the source of this 2396-nucleotide messenger RNA. RefSeq names its product origin recognition complex subunit 3 (gene Orc3). Gene Ontology annotation, cellular component: DNA replication preinitiation complex; nuclear origin of replication recognition complex; nuclear pre-replicative complex. Bases 16 to 2196 code for a protein of 726 amino acids. The transcript has 19 exons. Gene Ontology annotation, biological process: DNA replication initiation; DNA replication. NCBI's taxonomy places the organism in Eukaryota, Metazoa, Chordata, Mammalia, Rodentia, Heteromyidae. The record is from RefSeq and is a predicted model, not a curated record. Gene Ontology annotation, molecular function: DNA replication origin binding.